Messenger RNA from Oreochromis aureus, 775 nucleotides. RefSeq names its product chromosome 6 C19orf53 homolog (gene c6h19orf53). Lineage: Eukaryota; Metazoa; Chordata; Actinopteri; Cichliformes; Cichlidae. The record is from RefSeq and is a predicted model, not a curated record. The transcript has 3 exons. The coding region runs from base 69 to 359 and encodes 96 amino acids.
GUUAAUGACAGAAAGAAGGCUAUAAACCACCUUUUUAUGCGAAGAAGAAGAAACGGAAGGACGCAAAGAUGGCUCAGGGUUCGCAGAAGUUUAAAGCUCAGCGUCCAGGAAACAAAAAACAACAACAGAGCAAACAGAAAGGCCCGAAGAAAGGAGGGAGGAUCAUUGCACCGAAGAAGGCUCAAGUGGUUCAGCAGCAGAAGCUGAAGAAGGGUCUAGAGGUUGCCAUCAGGAACAAGAUUGAGCAGGAGGUGACCCAGAAGGCCAGCUCCUCCCUCCACAAGCCGCUGAGUGUGAUUAAAACUCCUGAGGCUAAAGGAAACCCUGGAGCAGCCCGUCCUGGAACCAGCUCCAAAUAAAACCAGCUCGCUACAGACCUGAGUCUUCUAGUUUUAUAUCACAAAUUGAUUAAAAUUACGUUUUAAUGGGUUGCAAUUAAUAUCAAAUGUUACGUGUCCUAUUGUUUUUUUUGUUUUUUUCUUUUGACUGCAAGCUGACUUCUAUGUUUUUAAGAAGUUAAUCCAAACCAUUUAGCGAUUACACUCACUGGACCAUGGAGGUUACAUCAAGCUCUUGUGGAGCUAUCACAGGAUUUUAUCUUUUCCUGCAAAGAUAAAAUCAGAAUAGACAGAGGAGACAGAUUUUUGGUGUUCUGUCAGAUUAUUCUGUAGUUAUCACUGUACAGAAAAUUGUAUUGUAAAAUGUAUAAAUGGGCUUGAUUUGUGUUGAUAAAUUGUUUUGUCAGCUUGUUUUAUAAAACUAAAGAUGAUCAGUU